This is a messenger RNA of Anoplopoma fimbria (sablefish), 4457 nucleotides long. RefSeq names its product 1-phosphatidylinositol 4,5-bisphosphate phosphodiesterase beta-1 (gene plcb1l). NCBI's taxonomy places the organism in Eukaryota, Metazoa, Chordata, Actinopteri, Perciformes, Anoplopomatidae. Gene Ontology annotation, biological process: memory; lipid catabolic process; phosphatidylinositol-mediated signaling. Gene Ontology annotation, cellular component: cytoplasm; nuclear speck. The record is from RefSeq and is a predicted model, not a curated record. Bases 1 to 3738 code for a protein of 1245 amino acids. Gene Ontology annotation, molecular function: phosphatidylinositol-4,5-bisphosphate phospholipase C activity; calcium ion binding; calmodulin binding. The transcript is spliced from 33 exons.
AUGGCAGGAGCACAGCCUGGAGUCCACGCGUUGCAGCUCAAGCCGGUGUCCGUGCCAGAGAGCCUGAGACGGGGCUGCAAAUUUAUGAAAUGGGAUGAUGAUUCUACAACUGUGACCCCGGUGACUCUAACAGUCGACCCCAAAGGUUACUUCCUGUAUUGGACCGACCAGAACAAGGAUACGGAUCUACUGGAUAUAGCGUACAUAAAGGAUGCCAGAAAUGGAAAGUGCACCAAAUUGCCAAAGGAGGCCAAGCUACGUGAGCUGCUGGAUGUUAGCACGCUGGCGGGGAAGAUGGAGAACAGGAUGCUGAUGGUGGUGAGCGGCCCCGACAUGGUCAACAUCACCUACCUGAACUUCAUGGCCUUCCAGGAGGAGACGGCGAAGGAAUGGGCGGAGGAGCUGUUCAACCUGGCAUCCAACCUCUUGGUACAGAACAUGUCCAGAGAGGACUGCCUGGAGAAAGCAUACACUCGGCUGAAGCUGCAGCUCAACCCUGAGGGGCGAAUCCCCGUCAAGAAUAUCUUCAGGAUGUUCUCAGCAGACAGGAAGCGAGUGGAGACCGCCCUGGAAAACUGUAACCUCCCUUCUGGCAGAAGCGACUCCAUCCCCCAGGAGGACUUCACUCCAGAGAUCUACAGCAUGUUCCUGGCCAACAUCUGCCCCCGAUCCGAGCUGGACCACAUCUUCUCUGACGUGGGGGCUAAGAGUCGUCCAUACCUCAGUGUGGAGCAGAUGACAGAGUUCAUCAACAAUAAACAGCGAGACCCUCGUCUCAAUGAGAUACUCUACCCUCCUCUGAAACCAGAACAGGUCCAGGUGUUGGUGGACAAAUAUGAACCCAACGCUUCUCUGGCACAGAAAGGUCAGAUCUCGGUGGAAGGCUUCGCCAGGUAUCUGAGCGGGGAGGAGAACAGCAUCAUGCCCCCUGAGAAGCUGGACCAGAGCGAAGACAUGACCCUUCCUCUCUCCCACUAUUUCAUCAACUCCUCACACAACACAUACCUCACAGCCGGCCAGCUCGCAGGGAACUCCUCCGUCGAGAUGUACAAGCAGGUCCUCCUCUCCGGGUGCCGCUGCAUUGAACUGGACUGCUGGAAGGGUCGCACCACAGAAGAAGAGCCGGUCAUCACUCACGGCUUCACCAUGACAACGGAAAUCUCCUUCAAGGAGGUGAUCGAGGCUAUAGCAGAGUGCGCCUUCAAGACCUCGCCCUUCCCCAUCAUCCUGUCCUUUGAGAACCACGUGGACUCACCGAAGCAGCAGGCUAAGAUGGCAGAGUACUGCCGGUCAAUAUUCGGAGACGCACUACUGACUGAACCUCUGGAGAAAUAUCCUCUGGAGUCCAGCGUUCCUCUACCGAGCCCGAUGGACCUGAUGGGGAAGAUCCUGGUGAAGAACAAGAAGAAGCACCACAAGACGGGCGGAAGCACCAAGAAGAAGCUGUCGGAGCAGGUUUCCAACACCUACAGCGAUUCCUCCAGUGUCUGUGAGCCCUCCUCCCCCAGCGCAGGUUCAACCAAAGAGGAGAUGGCAGAUCCCUCGCAGCCCUCGGAGGGCGCCGAGCUCAGCCUGAGGCCGCAGGGCAGAAAGUCUAUCGGGGAGGUGGAGGCAGAAAGUGAGGAUGACGACGAUGAUGAUGACGACUGCAAGAAGGGCUCAAUGGAUGAGGGAACAGCAGGCAGCGAGGCCUUCGCCACAGAGGAAAUGUCCAACCUGGUCAUCUACAUCCAGCCGGUCAAGUUCAACAGCUUCGAGGCUUCCAAAAAGAUCAAUCGCAGCUUCCAGAUGUCGUCCUUCGUGGAGACCAAAGCGCUGGAGCAACUGACCAAAUGUCCUGUAGAGUUUGUGGAGUACAACAAACUGCAGCUGAGCAGGAUCUACCCUAAAGGCACCCGAGUGGAUUCAUCCAACUACAACCCUCAACUCUUCUGGAACGCCGGCUGUCAGCUGGUGGCUCUCAACUUCCAAACCAUCGAUUUGUCCAUGCAGCUGAACCUGGGCAUGUAUGAAUACAACGGGAAAUGUGGCUUCAGACUCAAGCCGGAGUUUAUGAGGCGGCCGGACAAACACUUUGACCCUUUCACUGAGAGCACAGUGGACGGGAUAGUAGCCAACACACUGUCUGUAAAGAUCAUCUCAGGACAGUUCCUGUCGGAUAAGAAAGUGGGCACGUACGUGGAGAUGGACAUGUUUGGCUUACCGGUGGACACCAAGAGGAAAGCGUUCAAGACCAAGACGUCUCAGGGCAACGCCAUCAACCCUGUCUGGGAAGAAGAGGCCAUUGUCUUCAAGAAGGUUGUUCUGCCCACACUGGCUUCAUUAAGGAUAGCUGUGUUUGAAGAAGGAGGGAAGUUCAUCGGCCACCGAAUCAUUCCUGUGUCAGCCAUCCGUCCAGGCUAUCACUACAUCAGUCUGAGGAACGAGAAGAACCAGUCCCUGAAUUUGCCGACUCUGUUCGUGUAUGUGGAAGUGAAGGACUACGUACCGGACACAUUUGCAGAUGUAAUCGAAGCCUUAUCCAAUCCCAUCCGCUACGUCAACCUGAUGGAGCAGAGAGCCAAUCAGCUGGCCGCUCUCACUCUGGAGGAGGGAGGAGAGGAGGAGGGUGACAAAGAGGUGGAGGCAGGAAGUGAUGCCCCCUCAGAGUCUAAGGUGGACCAGAGGGCGGCGUUGCCUGCAGAGAACGGACUGAGCCACACACCCAUCAUCACCCCGAAACCCCCGUCGCUGGUCGGCCACCAGCCCCAAUCUGCAGGCUCAUUGAAGCCAUCAGUGAAGACUGAGGACAUCAUUCAGAGUGUCCUCACUGAAUUAGACGGUCAGACAGUGGAGGAGUUGAAGCAGCAGAAGGGCUUUGUGAAAGAGCAGAGGAAGCAGUACAAGGAGAUGAAGGAGCUGGUUCGGAAGCACCACCGCAAGACCAGCGAGCUGAUCAAGGAGCACACAGCUCGCGUGUCCGAGCUGCAGAGCCAGCAUCAGCGGCAGCGCUCGGCCCUGCAGAAGAGCCACAAACGAGAUGGUAAGAAAAGCCGGUCCGAGCAAUCCCUGUCGACCCUGGACCAGGAGCUGUGUGAUCUGGAUCAGGAGUACAGCCAGAGGCUCGCGGAGCUGAAGGAGCAGCAGCAGCAACAGCUCCUCACACUUCGCCAGGAACAGUACUACAGCGAAAAGUACCAGAAACGAGAACACAUCAAGCAGCUGGUUGAGAAGCUGACGAUUAUAGCAGAAGAAUGCCAGAGUGCUCAGCUCAAAAAGCUCAGAGACGUCUGUGAGAAAGAAAAGAAGGAUCUCAAGAAGAAAAUGGACAAGAAAAGGCAAGAGAAGAUCACUGAAGCCAAAUCUAAAGACAAGAAUGUGACAGAGGAAGAGAAACUGGAGAUCAACAGAUCGUUUGUCAACGAGGUGGUGCAGUACAUCAAACGGUUGGAGGACGCUCAGAGCAAAAGACAUGAGAGACUACUGGAGAAGCACAAGGAUAUCCGCCAGCAAAUCUUGGAUGAAAGGCCAAAGCUACAGAGCGAUCUGGACCAGGAGUACCAGGACAAAUUCCGCCGGCUACCCGUGGAGAUCCAGGAGUUUGUCCAGGACAGCAGCAAGGCCAAGCUUAGAGACGACUGCGUCCACGGCAACCUCGUCUCCUCCUCGACGACGGAGAAGCUCAACAACAAGGCGUCGCACUCGGAGGACGACACGGAGGAGGGCUCGUCGGAGCGGGCUUACGACACACCCUUUUAGAGGUUCAAACCCUCGGCGCUUUGCUCCACACUGGGACACUGAUUGGUGGAUGUGUUUGUGACCACAGCUCUGGGAUGAGACUGCCCACCGACUUUUGGUCCUAAUUUUAACCAAUGGGAGGAUUAGAUCAAAUCUGAGCCUGAACUGGUGAGUAGAGGUCUCCUCUGCGUAGACUGCAGUCUUGUCCGAAAAAAAUAAAUAACGUUUCAUGUAAAUAGUAACUUUUUUUGUGUAUUUAUAUGUUACCUUUUACGUUGUCGUCUCUUUCGGUACGGCCACAGGAUGUGUUACAAAGCACUAACUAUUUGCAGGAAAUAACUUACUUGAACUAUUGCACAGAGAGAGUAGAGUUUCUUUUUAUUAUUUUUUAUUAUCAUGAUAUUGACAGUAGUGGUGGUUAGUGAGGUGUGUGGUGCCAAGGUUUUACUUACAGUAGACAUUGUCAUUUCAGUGGAGUCAACUUGUACUGUAAAGAAACCACUGCAUAGUCAGCCUUUUACAGCUUCCAUCUUUAUAAGAUUUAGACUCACCCUUACUUAUUUGCACUCCCUACGUAUCUAUGUAACUCUCUUACUUUAACCCAGAGGCACCGGAGGCUUGCUGGUUCCUCGAUUUUGUUCUCACAGAACUAAAGCCUAUGUUUUGCUGCUAUUUUACUUUAAAAACCCAUCACUUUUUUCUAAUCAUUAUUAGUUGUUGUUUUUUAAUGAUGUUUGGCA